AUCCUCCAUUCCCUCAUCUUACUCCUAUUUUCACCUCUUAUUCUUCUCCAUUCCCUCAUCUUUCUUCUGUUUUUACCUCUCAUUCUCCUCCAUUCCCUCCUUUUCCCUCUACUAAGAAGAUGACUAGAAAUAGAGCACCGACAGUUUUUCAGACUACCGCGUUGUAAAGCGGAGUUUUAAAAAUAGCGCACAGUGUCCCACAUGUUUGACUGCAUGUAGUUCAAUUUUCUCACAUCCAUUUUGUAAUCUCGAAUAAUUUUGUGGAAAAUGUUGAGUAUUCUAGGCCAAGAUGUGGGGUUCUUCAAAAAUCUCCAUUCUUUGCUGUGCAAACACUUUAGCGAUGCUGAUUUGGACGGAUUUAGUGCACUGAAAACCGACUAUGACCGUUUUGUUUAUAUUCACAAUAAAAUUCAUUCCGACUCUGGUUUGGUUAAUUCAAAGGAAUACACGGAGAUUCUGAAGUCAAGACGUGUAACUGAUUGUAAUAAGAGUCUGGAGAUUGCUAAGCAACUGAAGCAGGAUGGAAAUAAGGCGUUUCAGGCAGACAUGUUCAAAGAGUCUUUUCUGAAAUACUCAAAAGCGAUACUGAAAUGUCCCCAAAAUGAUAAACAGAAUAAAGAAGAAUUGGCAGUGCUGUAUGCCAAUCGUUCAGCUGCCUUAUAUCACCUUGGAGAGUAUCAGAAUGCCAUGCUCGAUAUUGAAAGCGCAUUGAAAUACAAUUAUCCGAAAGAGUUGCAGUACAAAGUGCAUGACAGGAAGGCAAGAUGUCUGCUGGCUGAGAAACGUAACCGUUUGGCUGUGGAGGCGUUUCGACGAACUCUGACCGCCCUGGAUGACGCAAAACUCCCCUUGGAGCGCAAGCAAAAAUGGCAGAAGGAUGUCCAGAUCAUGCUGGCUAUGCUCGCCAAGAACGCCCAACUCAUCAAAGAUGAACCACUGAAACCCGAAGAAAAAGUCGCAGACUGUCCCAAACUGUCGAAAAAGCCAAGCAAAUCUCAUCCAGCCGUUAUUGACUCAAUCCAGUUUAGUAAAUCGGAGAUUGGCGGACGAUUUGCCGAAGCCCAACAAGAUAUCAAGGCUGGCGAUAUAAUUGCUAUUGAAAAACCGUUCUGUGCCGUCCUCCUAGAGGAGUUCACUGUUUCGCAUUGUUUCAACUGUUUGAAGCGCUUGGAGCUUCUGCACCCUUGCCCCACCUGCAGUGCUGUAUCAUUUUGCAGCGAUAGUUGUAAAAAUAUUGCAAUGGACUCGCACCACAAAAUAGAAUGUUCAAUUCUACCUUCCCUGUGGUCAUCUGGCAUGUCCAUAACUUGUUUAAUGGCUCUGCGAAUGAUUUCGCAGAAGAGUCUCAAGUAUUUCAACCAGAUCAAGUCUGAUUUGAACAAGUUGGAUGGAAAUGAAGAUCUCAGCAAAUCGUUCAGUAGUGACGACUAUAGAAGCGUCUACAAUUUGGAAAGAAACUUGGAUCAGCGUUCAGCUGAGGAUUUACUUCAACGUGCCCACAUGGCUGUAUUCUUAUUCAGAACUCUGAAAUCUACGCAGUAUUUCAAUGAAGUAUGACUGCCUCAAAAAUCCUUGUCCAAUGACGAGGGUUACAUAGGAAGUCUUAUUCUGCGCAAUCUACAGUUUUUACAGUUCAACGCUCACGAGGUGUCAGAACUGCAUUUCGUCAAAAACGACCCCGACCAAUCGAAAAGUGUGUUUGUGGGUGGAGCUAUCUACCCCACCCUAUCGCUGUUCAACCACUCGUGUAAUCCUGGUUUUGUGAGAUACUUCAAAGGAACAACAGUGAUCUGUCAGGCGAUCCGCACGACGUACGCAGGGGAAAUGGUGGCCGAGAACUACGGUCCAAUGUUCACGCUCACCGCCAAACAGGAGCGGCAAAAAACGCUGACCACGCAAUACUGGUUCGACUGCCGAUGCAUUGCCUGCGAGGAGGACUGGCCACUAUUUGAGGAGAUGGACGAGACUCGCAUGCGAUUUAAGUGUCUGACUGACGGAUGUCGCAACGUGUUGAAUGUGCCAGUCGACACCAUGAAGUUCAUGGCGCACUGCCCCGUCUGCAACGAGCACACCAACUUGUUCAAGGGCCUCAAAUCGUUGCAGGACACAGACGCGGUAUUCAGAGUAGCACGCACAGUGAUGCUAGCCGGAGACACUGCUAGGGCGUUGGCCAAGUUUGUUGAGCUACUGCGCAUGCUCGAGACAACACUCACCCCGCCAUUCAGGGACUUCCAUCUCUGUCAGCAGGCCAGUCGUACCUGUAUGCUGGCCAAUGGCAACUGUCUAAACAUCAAUACAACCAAUCACAAUUAGGGUUUUUGGAUUGAAUGUCAGUAUUAAAAUGAGUCCUAUUCAAUGUAUCUUCCAUUCACUAAAUAUACUGAUAGAAUGUAUCUUCAUUCAAUGCAUCCAUUGAA
Molecule: messenger RNA, 2417 nt
Organism: Nilaparvata lugens (brown planthopper)
Lineage: Eukaryota; Metazoa; Arthropoda; Insecta; Hemiptera; Delphacidae
Product: SET and MYND domain-containing protein 4
Molecular function (GO): protein binding
Source: RefSeq, a predicted model, not a curated record